AGACUUUCCCUUUACUCCUAAACAAACAACAAUCACUCGAACAGCGUGCGCAGAAGGGAACAGAGCAACGAGCAGCAGCAGCAGCAGUAGCAGAGGAGUAGGAGAGAACCGGAGACAGGGAUGCUUCACCCAACAAGAACGAGAAGCAGCAGUAAAGUUUAAGCGAGUCCUUAGCGAAGGGAAGAGAGAGAGAGAGAGAGAGAGAGAGAGAGAGGGGCUUGUCGGGGUCUGCGCAGAUUAGACGGAGAGCAGAGCAAAGGGAGGGAUACUCCGAGAAGACGGGCAGCCGGAGAAGGAAGGAGAGCCCGGUAUCUUGUACCUAUGGGGGUUCUGCCCGAUGACGUAGUGAUCAUCAGGCAGCCGGAGAAGGAAGGAGAGCCCAGCGUCAUCACCAUAAACUGCCCCGACAAGACGGGCCUCGGCUGCGAUUUGUGCCGCAUCGUACUCUUCUUCGGUCUCAACAUUGUCAGGGGAGAUGUUUCAACCGAUGGAAAAUGGUGCUACAUCGUGUUCUGGGUCGUCGGGAAGCCUAAUACGAGGUGGGGUCUAUUGAAGGAGAGGCUAGUCGAAGCAUGCCCGACUUGUGCUUCCGCGUCUGCGAUCUCUUUCUUCUACAGCUCUCAGAUUCAGUCCCCGAGGCCUCCCGAUGUCUUCCUCUUGAAGUUCUGCUGCUAUGACCGGAGAGGCCUUCUACAUGACGUAACAUGGGUUCUAUCAGAACUGGAGCUUAUAAUCAAGAAAGUUAAGGUCUCCACAACCCCGGAUGGGAAAGUGAUGGACCUGUUCUUCCUCACUGAUACCAGGGAGCUCUUGCACACGAAGAAGAGGAAGGAUGACACCAUCGGCCACCUGAGAAGUGUUAUCGGGGAUGCGAUGAUAAGCUGCGAGAUCGAACUGGUGGACUCCGAAGUUACGUCAUGCUUACAGGCUGCUGGCUUUCUUCCCUCUAUAAUCACAGAGGACAUGUUCCAAAGCGAAAUGCCUAUGAAACCGCUCGAUGGGUUGAGCACAUCUGAGAAUGUUUCCAUAACGAUAGACAACCUGCUUAGCCCUGCUCAUACGCUUGUCCACAUAUGUUGCCAAGAGCGGAAAGGGCUUCUUUAUGACAUAAUGCGAACACUGAAAGACUUCAACAUUCAGAUUUCUUACGGGCGCUUCUCGGUGAGACAAAGGAGGAGCUGUGAGAUCGAUCUCUUCAUAAUGCAAGCAGAUGGAAAGAAGAUUGUUGACCCGAGCAAGCAGAUGGCAUUAGCGUCCCGCUUAAAGUUGGAGCUCAAUCAGCCUCUAAGAGUAGCAGUAGUGAGUCGCGGGCCUGACACAGAAUUGCUAGUGGCCAAUCUUGUGGAGUUAUCAGGGAAGGGACGGCCGCUUGUCUUCUAUGACAUAACCUUUGCUCUCAAGAUGCUCAACACCUGCAUCUUCUCGGCGGAAAUCGGGAGGCGCAUGAUUGGGGACAGGGAAUGGGAAGUUUACAGAGUCCUGCUUGAUGACAGGGAAGGGGAAGGCCUCUCCGUUCCUCAAGUCAAGAUCGAGGAAGAAGUUUGGAAGACGCUGAUGGGCUGGGAUUAAUCACCAUGGAUCCAAAACUAUGCCUCACGUCUUCACAUCCAGUGCAAUUUCUUAACUGGUGGACGCUUUCUUCUGUCAGAAUGACUAGUGAAGGUGGCAAGCUCGUAUAAAAGAGAGUCGAGAAGACGAAGAGAUCCGCUUUUACUCGGUAAGACGGAUAAUCAGAGUUUGAUUUCAGUUCAUACUUGUUUCAGAGUUGUACAUAACUUCUGUAUUUAUACUAGCAGGUCGUAUAUAUAAAGAUCCGAGUAUUACGAAUCA
Molecule: messenger RNA, 1830 nt
Organism: Punica granatum (pomegranate)
Lineage: Eukaryota; Viridiplantae; Streptophyta; Magnoliopsida; Myrtales; Lythraceae
Source: RefSeq, a predicted model, not a curated record